AUGGCUUUUCAGUUUGGGACCCAACCAAGGAGGUUUCCAGUGGAAGGGGGAGAUUCUUCAGUUGGGCUGGAGCCUGGGCUGAGCUUUCUAGAGAUGUCACCAACCAGGCAACUUGGAAGAUGCCCUGGAAGUCAUGGCCUGACAAUAACUGAUGUUCCCAUCACUGUCUAUGCAACAAUGCAAAAGCCACCUGCACAAAACAGCAAGGAAAUGCAUCCUAAAGAGCAUCAUUAA
Balaenoptera musculus (blue whale) is the source of this 234-nucleotide messenger RNA. Its product is annotated as protein FAM229B-like. The record is from RefSeq and is a predicted model, not a curated record. NCBI's taxonomy places the organism in Eukaryota, Metazoa, Chordata, Mammalia, Artiodactyla, Balaenopteridae. The coding region runs from base 1 to 234 and encodes 77 amino acids. The transcript has a single exon.